AAUAUUCCUCAUUCAAUGAGAUUGCUUCUCGGAAUACAAGUCGGCAACAAGACUAAACAGAAAUUAAAACGAAAUAAAUACGUGAAAAUUGUAAAAAAAAAGUGAAUAAAAAUAGAACAAGAUGUCAGGUAGAAAAAGGCAUGGUAAUUCCAAGAGGGCAACUGAUGAAGAAAAAGAAUCGACCUUUGGCAAGCAAAGGACUGAAGGACACCGACUGACAAAAUGGCAGACACCAAGCAACUCCCUCAAACGCCCCGAUUUCGAUCCACCAGGCAGCACGGAGCAUGAAGCCAAUCCGAGCUCCAGACAGUAUGCACAAAGUAGUAUAAAUUCGCAGCUAAUGACAGGAAAUGCACGGAAAUCUGAUCCGGAUUGUAUGGGAAAACCAAGCUCGGCAGCCAGCCGUCAUGAUGUUUUGCUUUCGAACGACACAUCGAGCUGGGGAAAUAUCAAGAGUAUCUCAGAACUUUCGAUGCCUGCAAAGCCCUACUCUUCGAGACGUUCGCAUUCGACUCACAGAAGCUCAACGAAAAGUAGUAAAAACUUAAAGCAAAACAAAGAAAACCAAAUUAAAGCUGAUGAAAAUCAGAAAAUCCAAGUUAAAGCUCAGACUCCAGUUUAUUCUGGCUGGAGUAACUAUGAACACGAUGCCAUCGUUGAAGGGCGACCAGGCUCACGAAAUUUAUUGAACGAAAUGGAUCCGAAUAUAGCUCUAGACGGUUGGGCUCCAGAAAGUGAAGGUAAGAACCUGAAGCCCUUAGCUAAUGCCAUGUGGAAAAACGAUUUUGAAGCCGCAGAGCAGUUAUCAAAAAGUAAACGAAAGUCCAGUAGGUCCGAUCCAAAGUCACCUGAUAAACGUUCGCAGACAUUGAAUGUUAAAGAGAAAGUCCUAAGAGAGAACUUACCAACCGAAUUGGCGCAAAAAAGUUCCGUUUCAGCACCUUUAGAUACUAUAGAAAAGCAACCCGCUGCGGAAGUUUUACAAAGAAGCAUCUCUAGGUCCAGGAAAAAGGUGAUUCCAGAUCCUACGGCCUACUUUUCGGAGGCAGAGGGCAAUAGGAGCAUAUAUAAGCGUGGUCGCACUAGAUCACAAUCAAGAGCUAGGAUCCAGAAGGAAAUCAACAAGACAAAUACUCCACAACUGGCCAAUGAAGAUGCCAGCUCCAGUAAUAAAAAGUUGGUGGAACCGGCAAAGAAAAAUCAGACUUUAGGUACUAGCGGCAGAGAUCAGAAAAAUAAUCAAAAGGAUAAAAAUGACUUUGGCUACACAAAAGACGAAAAGAACAUGGCCAAGACGAAGCCUCCUUUUCAGGACGUUAUCGAAUGCUUUGACCUGGAUACAGAUGAUGGGGAAUCGGAGAGUGAAUUUAAAGCAAUCCAUAAUAAAAGGGAUAUUUUAAAGCAGGCAGCUGGGGUUUCCAGCUCCUUGAACAAAAAGUUACACGAUUCUGCAGAUGAGAAUGACUUGAAAUACUUUAAACCUAUAAAACAAAGUGAAGCCCCAAAAAAUGAUAGUGACAAAACGGAGCCUUUUUCUACACAAUUAGCAAAUAAUUCUAGGAAAAGUAAAGCGGUAACCAAUCAAAACAAUGAUGGUCAUUAUAUAGAAGUGCUUUCUGACGUUGUUCUUAAAAGAAGUGUCAAAGAGAAAAUAAAGGACGAUAAGCAGGACGAAAUCGACAGGCGCCCUAAAGCUGAACUUAAAUCUUUGCAACCAAAUGAUGAACCGCAAUCUAUAUGCGAAGAGAUCCCGACAGCGGAGGAAGUGUUUCACAAACCGCCUCUAGUACCAGCAGAUCCCAACUACCAAAAGUUACACGAUUCUGAACAAGGGAAUGACUUGAAAUACCUAAAGAUUAAACAACAAAAUCUAGCCAGGAAUGACAGAAUUUCAAAAAAUGAUAAUGAAAAAACUGAACCUUUUUCUUCUAAAAACGAUUUUGUCGACCAUAAUGCACAAUUAGCAAAUAAUUCUAGGCAAAGUGAAGUGGUAACCAAUCAAAACAAUGAUGGCCAUUUUGUAGAAGUGCUUUCUGACACUGUUCUUCAAAGGGGUGUCGCAGAGAAGCUAGAGGACGAUAAGCAGGACGAAGAUAUCCCGACAGCGGAGGAGUUGUUUCGCAAACCGUCUCUAGUACCGGCGGAUCCCAAGGAAAUCGAAGCUGAAAUAGAUGCACGUCUUAAGGACGAACUGGAUUCCCUACCUCUGGUGAAGGGCGAAGAGUCCGACGAUGCUGUGGAUCCACAGAAAGUGCAUACUGCAGACAAUAAAUUGCCGCUGAAACAGAAUCAGAUAUGCAAACCUCCGAUUCCAGCAGUUAUCAAUUAUCCUUUGGUUAAUAACAUGGUCAAACCGGGCGUUUAUCAGAUGGCCAAGCCAGUGGCUGCCCAUCAGCUUGGCACCUUGGCAAAUGUGCCGAUAGUCACGCGAGUGAAGGGAGCUCAGGGUGAGGACAUAUCCGUGAAGUACACCACAGCACCCGAUGGCCUGAUCACGAGUGUGCAGGUGGUGCCGCCAGCGAUGCCUCAGGCUCAGCAAAGCACGAAGCUGGAGAGCUUUACGGCCAGCCAGUUGCACCAGAUAUUGCAGAGUGGGCAACCGUAUUUGGCCCUGCCGAUGACCAGUUCUGGAAGUCCGGUGGCCAUGAUGAAGGAGCCACUAAAGCCCAGGGAUGCUGCCUUUCCGCCGGAAGCAGCUGUUGAAGACGAGGAGGUGGACUUCGAGGAAAUCGGUGUGGCCGACACUUUUGCGGCCUACUGGCCCAGUAAGCUCAAGUUUGGCCGGGCCCAUCCGGACUCGGUGGUGGAGACGGCCACCUUGUCGUCCGUGGAACUGCCCGAUAUCAGUUACCAGUUGCAAUUGCCCGCGGAAACCACCGACUGCCUGAGUGCCCUGCAACUGGAGGCAGUGGUCUAUGCCUGCCAAGCGCAUGAGCAGAUCCUGCCCAGCGGCGAGAGAGCUGGCUUCCUACUGGGCGACGGAGCCGGCGUGGGAAAGGGCCGCACCAUUGCUGGCAUCAUCUUCGACAACUAUGUGAAGGGCAGGCGUCGUGCCCUUUGGAUCUCCGUCUCCAAUGACCUCAAAUUCGAUGCAGAGCGGGAUCUGGCCGAUAUAGGUGCCCACGAUAAGGUUCAAGUGGCGUGUAUCAGCAAGUUUAAGUACAGUCGCAUCGACUCCGAGGAAAACGAGAACUUCCGAAGGGGUGUGAUAUUCUGCACAUACACGGCACUCAUAGGAGAAUCGCUGACGGCCAACUCGAAGUACAAGACGCGACUGCGCCAGUUGGCCAAUUGGCUGGGCAAGAAGUUCGAAGGGGUGAUCGUGUUCGACGAGUGCCACAAGGCCAAGAACCUGAGUCUCAUGAACGUGGGCAAGUCCACCAAGACGGGCACGACUGUGCUGGAGCUGCAGAAGCUGCUGCCCAAUGCCAGGGUGGUCUAUGCCUCGGCCACCGGAGCCAGUGAGCCCCGGAACAUGGCCUAUAUGGUGCGAUUGGGGCUCUGGGGUCCCGGCACCGCCUAUCCGGAGUUCUAUGAGUUCGUGAAUGCGGUGGAGAAGCGGGGCAUUGGGGCCAUGGAAAUCGUGGCCAUGGACAUGAAGCUGAGGGGCACCUACAUAGCGCGCCAACUGAGCUUCAAGGACGUGAGCUUCCGCAUCGAGGAGGUGGCCAUGCCGAAGGAGUUCCGAAAGAGCUACAACCUGGCCGCCGAACUCUGGGCCGAGAUAAACAAGAAGUUCCAGAAGGCCUGCCGCCUGAUGUGCAUCGAGAAUCGGGUGCAGAAGAUCAUCACCUGCCAGUUCUGGUGUGCCCAUCAGCGCUUCUUCAAGAACCUGUGCAUCGCCUCCAAGGUGAGCCACGUGGUCAAGAUGACGCGCCACUCCACCCGAUCGGGCAAGGCGGUGGUCAUCGGCCUCCAAUCGACGGGUGAGUCGCGCACCCUCGAGCAUCUGGAGCGGCACCAUGGCAAGCUGAACACCUUCGUGUCCACCUCCAAGAUGAUCAUCCAGUCCUUCGUCGAGAAGCACUUCCCAGCGCCCAAGCGCGACAGCUUCCACCAUCUCCUCAAUACCGGUGUGUUUGAGCCGGAAUCCCGUUCCCGACCGCCAAGACCCAAAAAGGCCAAGAUGAAUCCCGACUGGUUCGAUGACGAUAUGGACGCCGAGGCCGGCGAAAGUGACAUCGAGAUGUACGAGAGCAGCUGGAAUGCGGACGAUGAGCGUGUCAAGUCGGGACGAAAGCGGCGAGGACGACCGCCCAAAUUGGACAAAGUAGAGAAGAUCACCAUGCAGGAGCGCAUUCUGCAGCAUUUAUGCAAUAAUAUGAGGGCUCAGGAUAACGAUGGCGAACCCACCUACACUUUUGACAACACAAAGCCACAGAAGGCAAACAUCACCGAGCGGGAUGUGGAGCGAUGCAUCAACUCUCGGGAACUGCUGCUCGAGAAGAUCGAAAUCCUGGGCAAACGGCUGCCGGCCAACACGUUGGACAAGCUGAUCUCUGAGCUGGGUGGAACCAAUCUGGUGGCCGAGAUGACUGGUCGACGGGGCAGAGUGGUGCGAACGGAGUGCGGUGGCUACAAGUACGAGUCGCGUUGCGAGAGUGACUCCUCGAUGGAUUUGGUCAACUACCGGGAGAAGCAGCGUUUCAUGGACGGCAGCAAGCAUGUGGCCAUCAUUUCGGAGGCGGCAUCCAGUGGAAUUUCUCUUCAAAGUGACAAGCGAGUGUCCAACCAGCGACGUCGUCUGCACAUCACCCUGGAACUCCCAUGGAGUGCGGACAGGGCCAUCCAGCAAUUUGGACGCACUCAUCGCUCCAAUCAGGUCAACUCCCCGGAAUAUGUGUUCGUGAUCACCGAUCUGGCCGGCGAACGUCGUUUUGCCUCGACGGUGGCCAAACGACUGGAGAGUUUGGGAGCCCUCACCCAAGGCGAUCGACGGGCCACCGAUGCCCGUGAUCUGUCCCAGUUCAACAUCGACAACAGCAUCGGUCGCAGUGCCCUGGAGAGUGUGAUGGAACAGCUGACGGGGGCGAAGCCACUGGAACAGGACCACAUUCCGCAGUCCUACAAGGGCGAAUUCCCCCGCGAUUGCUGUGUGGCCAUGGCCGGCGUGGGAAUGCUCAAGGUGCGCGAGGAGAACAAGAUCAAGCUCUUCAGCGUGGAGAAGGACAGUAACAACAUCUCCAAGUUCCUCAAUCGCAUCCUGGGCUGCCGCGUUGAGGUGCAGAAUGCCCUGUUCAAAUUCUUUCUGGACAAGAUGUACUCACUGAUCAUGCAAAUGAAGCGCACAGGACGUUUUGAUCUGGGUAUUCUAGAUCUGGAUGCCCAUGGGGCCAGUGUAACGUCCAUCAGGCUGAUGAGGUUCGCCAGGAAACAUGCCACUGGAACGGCAGCCACUGAACUUCACACGGUGUCUGUGGAGCGUGGCAUGUCCUACGAGACAGCCCUGGCCAAAUACCGUAAAGAGGGCCAGCACGAACACGACGGUUUCUAUGUCCUGCAGCAGCUGCGCCAUGAUAAGAACUCCUCCAUAUUGUGUCUCCAGGCUCAAUCGAAUGCAGCGGAUGUCGGAGCACCCGGCAAGAUCAACCUACAGAUCUACAGACCCAAUACGGGUCCCCAAGUGCGCUUGGAGACACUUCGCUCCAUAACAUCUCGAUACAAGAAGGUAACUCCCGAAGAGGCACACAAUUUUUGGAUGGAGCAGUAUAGUUUGUGCUUGAAUAAGUGUUCGCAUGUCUACUGGAAUCGGGUCUGCCCGUUUCCGCCGGGCUGUGAAGUAGGUCUACGGGAACGCAUUUACCACGUUCUGUCCGGCUUAAUGCUGCCCAUUUGGGACCGGAUCGAGCAUAUCAUCGAGAAGAACGGCCACAAGAUCCAGAUCAUACGCGUGAAGACCGAUGUGAACAAGAAAAUUGUGGGCACUGUGGUGCCCAAUGCCGUAUACGAUGCCCUGGUGGCCGAUUUGUCAUCGGACUCCAUCGUGGCGAGCCAUUAAAAUGGCACCGACCCACACACAAGAUAUGACACACAAUCGCAGCCUGCAGACCUUCGAGGUUAUACUCAUACCGUCAGCCGGCCUCUAUUGCCACUUUAAAAAUAUCAACUCAAAUUGUGGCAUUCAAGGCAAUACAUGUGGCGUAAGCUUUCGCUUUUUCCAAAUGCCAGGCACGCUCCACCAGCUCCUCCGUUCCCGGCCAUAAACAAUGGCCACAAAAGCACAUACGGGAAGACACUUACAGCUCGUCUGCGUGCGUAUGUGAUUCAUAUGUAUUGUCUGCAGUGCCAGUGCUGCGGGCUCUGCUACAAAAACACACGAAAAAAUAAAGG
Drosophila gunungcola (fruit fly) is the source of this 6330-nucleotide messenger RNA. RefSeq names its product protein strawberry notch homolog 1. NCBI's taxonomy places the organism in Eukaryota, Metazoa, Arthropoda, Insecta, Diptera, Drosophilidae. Gene Ontology annotation, cellular component: nucleus. The record is from RefSeq and is a predicted model, not a curated record. Gene Ontology annotation, biological process: regulation of DNA-templated transcription. Gene Ontology annotation, molecular function: chromatin DNA binding; histone binding. Bases 122 to 5998 code for a protein of 1958 amino acids. The transcript is spliced from 4 exons.